AUGGAGGUGUGGAGAUAUUUGCUGUUAUCGGCAGCAAUACUACUAUUUAAUGAAAAUUUCUACUCUUACUCGAGUCCAGUAAACGUUAACAGGCUUUCAGGUAAUAAUAUAUACAUGUAGUGAAGAUUUAAUACUUUACUCCCCUCUUGAGUUUGUAGGUCUUAGGAAGGGUAUUUGUUUUGGCACUCAAAGUCUGGAAGAGGCUUGAACAAUUUUGUUUUGAAGUUUAAGUCUGAUUUUCACAUUUGUAUUUCGUUAAACACGAGGAACUUGAGGUUUCAUAUUUUGUUUUAGAAAUAUUUUUAUGUGUUAUCUUUUUCUUAUCAGGAACAUCUGUCAUAUCUCAACCUUUAGACCAUGGACAGGACUUUACUGUGAUGGACUGGAUCAAUGAGGCCAACAAACGUAAGAGGAAACUAAAAACUUUGUUUAAAAAUUACUUGUCGAAAUUAUUCCUUUCUUUUGUUCACAGCAGACAUCAAAACCACGGCGACAAAACAACUUGAACCCUUGGUUAUCUGAUCUUUACUAGAAGAUGAAACUGACAAAUACGUGAUAAAGCACCCCUCCUUUAAAACCGGUCCUGGAGGCCGAUUAAACAGACAGCUUUAGUAGAUGCAAAGAGCCUAAGUAAUAAGUGUUUUUAAGAACUAUCCUGCGAUCAUGGUCUUCCUGUAUCUGGUCUCGAUAUCGUUCCCUUUCUUCUCAAAAGGAAUAAUAAGAUAAAAAAUAAAUGAAUGAAUGAAAAAACGAUGUUAAGAAAAAGGAUGCGUGAGCAAAUUUUAUAAGUAAGUGAAUAUUUAUACUCUGAAUGUCGGUUAAUAAAUGGCGAUCAUCACCGCAGUGAUCGGCUACGGAAGGAAGUAACACAAAUUUGAAAGUCGCAGCAUCAUUACAAAACCCACGCAUAUUUUCAUGUUCCACGCUGCGUCGAAUUUCGCCUAAAUCACGCGAUCCGCCUUCUGACCUACGAAAAGCUACACAAGCAGAAGCAAAGUCACACAACUGGAAACACAAAAUAUCUUAAGAGACUUAAAACACUGUAUUUCAUCUAUCGUUAACACCAAAUACAGGGCAAGUAUUUACACGACUAUUCAGGGUAGGAUUUGACGCUGGGAAGAGUUCAAUGCGUUAAUGAGGUGGAGACAGUCGGCCAAACAACACUUCACUUAUAAUUCUAUUAACUGACCACAAAAAGAAGACUUGUUUAUCCGUCUGUACAGCUUUGUUGCCUUCACUACUGAAAGGAAGUCUUUCUGUACACGUACCAUCAGUGGAAUAAAAACGUGUCCAGAUACCGGACCAUUACUGCAGUGCUCAAACGGACUGAAAGAAGAUAGAUCUAUAGAUCUAUAACGCACAAUUCUGUCAAGGAGAAGUUGAAAAACUUCAAGCAGCACUUCUUCUCAGAAUGUGUCCUCCGCCCAACAAUUACAAAAGUGCACAGAACAGCAGGAAUGUCACUGUGCCACUUAAGGGUGUUUCCCGCUUCCACCACCAUCUAUCCAUCUGGCGAGAUUACGCUGAUUGUGAUUGAGAUCUCCUUGCUAAGCCUAGAUGAUCACGUUUUUCCUUUGAAUUCGAAGAGAACGCUAAAGAACCCACUCCUCUAUUGAAAGAACACCUGGCGUAAACCCAUGUUUUGGCGGACCCUAUGCCAUGCAUUAGCCCACUUGAUGUAAUCAACUUAUAGCCCAUAGUUUUAGGAGGCCUAAUCAUUAAAAAGUUACUUUCUUUGAGAUUCUCCUCGCCACUUUCUCGUUUUUUAAGAAAUUUUUACACUGCGAGCUGUAUUGUAACUUCUGCAAGUGGCCAAUAAGUUUAUAUAAUUAAACAGUCCGGGCCAUACAACCAUUUCUGGUUACAGAUUUCGUGCGUUGAGAUUGGUGGAAGUCAAAACCAAAACAAAGUAAAUUUGGCCGAGAGAUACUGGAAAUGAUUAGAAGUGCGACAAUUUUUUUUUAUGGCGGCCGUUUGUUAUGCGGCAAUCGGCCGAAACAAAAUAUUAUUUAUUUCUUAUAUUUAACACUGCACCCCAGGCACUGCACGGAAAGAUAGCAUAGAGGUCAAUAAAUAAAUGUGGUGUCACAUAUCCGCGUAUAUUCAGAUGCCAUCGGAUGUGCGUAGGGGUGGUCUGUGUUUCAUUUCACUGCAGAUUAACUAGCAUUAGAAUUAACUAAAUCAGUGGAUGGUAAUUUUUGCACGCUUUGUUUUUCGAUAUAAAUGUGUUAACCAACUCUUAAAUGUCCUUUCUUCUCCAGUAACUCGAAAGAUCCUUGGUUAUUCAAUGUUUUGGGGUCGGGAGUCAAAAUGUCGUCUCGUUUUCGCGACAAUUUCUGCGAGCACCAACAUUUAGCGAUAACGGAAGCAACCUUACCAACAAAUACCAAAACAUCGACAUAAUUUGGAUUGACGAUUCUUAUUUUUAGUAUAGAAUUAUUUUCUCACCAAAUUUGCAAUAAAAUCAUUAUAAUGCACUAGAUAAAAGCCCUGAAACCUUGUCAAUUAAAACGUGAGCAAAGCUAUUACUAAGUGACGUCUUUUAGUUUUAUUGAAUUUUAUUAGUUCUGAUACUUUUUAGAGCUUUCAUAGUGUCGUCUAACCGAACAUCCGAACAAUGCCGUAUCAAACCUCUAAUUUAAAACUCCUUGUAAUGCUUUGUUUGCCAGCAUAUAGCAUGGAAGGGGAUAUAGCUCUAACAGAAAGGGAUGGAAAUGUGUAUGAGAAAAUACGCUUUAGGAGGAGUGCUGUCCGACAAAGAAAGAAGUUAUGGCCCAACAGAGUGGUGCCCUACGAGAUCGAGGAGGCACUUGGUAAGUUAAAUUUCAUCGCUCGACAUCGCAGUGUUUACUUUGUAACACACACACAAAAAAAAAAAACAAUAAAAAAAACUAAAGGAGUUGCUUUAAGAAAAUAUUUAGCCUGAUAUCGAUAGCGCUGCACACUACUCCACCACCCGAGCUAUCAAGCCUCCUGGGAGCAUGGAACCGUUGUUUAAUGAUGGGUGUUGCAUAGACUAGAAAUAUACUACGAACGGUAAUAAAUACUCUUGUGUUUCAGCUUCACAUAAAAAGAACAUCUUGGCAGCCAUAGAUGAAUUUCACAAACACACUUGUAUCAGAUUCAAGGAGAGAAAAAACGAAAAGUACUGGAUCAAAUUUAGCAAAGGCAAAGGGUGAGCAUAGCUUAAUAUACCUGCGUAUGCUACAGGCACGUGUGUCUUCUAGAGGAAGUGAUUAAUAUAAAAUCUAUUUGUGAUAGACACCCACGCAAAGUGGACACCUCAACAAGAGGCAGCCGCACGAUGGUCAUAGAAUUCUAAGGCUGUCAUCCAGUAAAGUGAAUUUGCUAUAAAGGGGAAUGACCUUUCUGUGCAGGCGGACAUCUGCGAAUGACCUAAUCCCAUCGAGCUUCACUCACGUGGCUUGUUUCUAAGGUGGCUAAUUUAGUUAGUUUAGCUAUUUUCUGAUGUUUUCCGUCGUUCGCAAAUCAGACUAUUCUACUGCUCAGCUCAGCACAAAUCAUCCGCCAUAAUGUGCAACCUUGACUUAAAUCUGUUGGUAUUUUCCCAGAUGUUGGUCAUACAUAGGACGCUUAUACUGGCGGAGGGGUGCCCAGGAACUCUCUUUAGGUCGGAGAUGUAACAAAAAAGGAAUAAUCAUGCAUGAGCUAAUGCAUGCCGUAGGUUUCUGGCACGAGCAGUCGCGGCCGGACAGAGAUCAGUACGUUGAGAUCCUUUGGGAAAACAUUGAAAAAGGUAGGACAGCGCUCAUUGUUAACAGCGAGAAAACGCUUUGGGUUUUGGAGGCUUUCCAGCCAAAGAGUUCUCCUCCACUUCUUUUCCUGCCGUUAAUAAAAUACGAAUGUUUCUUUAGCCCUUAAUUUCUUCGGUGCGUCGAGUUCAUAUUAAAGUUCGGAGAAAUUCAUAAUUAAUACCCAAGUCCUUCUGAUUCAAAAUUUGCACUAAAAGCAUUUCACAUGUACUGGAAAUAUCACUCGAAAAGAUCAUUUCCUAGGCAGGUGCUUAUAAGAUAUGUUUUUAUUCACAGGAAUGGAAGGACAAUUCAACAAGUACAAACAUUCUAAAGUAGAUAGCAUUGGUUUUGAUUACGACUAUAGUAGUCUGAUGCAUUAUGGGAAGGUCACAUUUUCAAGGAAUGGCAAGCCUACGAUCCGAGCGUUGAACAACCCAUAUAUGUCCCUUGGGCGAGGAGGUGGCUUUAGUGAACUUGACAUCAAGAAAAUGAACGCUCUUUAUGACUGCAAAAGUAAGUUCUUAAUAAAGAUUAGAAGUACCGCUGUUACUUAUUGAGUAAAUUUUCUUUGCUGACCAUGCGUCCAGCUGAAGCUGAAACAAACUGGUAAUUCCUUACGAAAUUCAAUCAGAAGAUACUAUUCACUUCGGGAGUAUGCAGCCGGGGGGGGACGGGGGGAGGAUUAUGAUUUUCUACGUCAGAGGUGUGGUAAUUCCAUGCAUCCAAUAAUUGGACAAUCUAACGUCUUUUAACAGAUGAACAGGAGUUAGGAUGGAGUGAGUGGUCAGCAUACACUCCCUGUAACAGCAGAUGUAUGAAGUAUCGUCAGCGAGUAUGUUUCUCGCCGCGGUCGCAUUGUCCCGGGGCCGACUCGCAUGGAAUUCAAACCGACCGCCGAAAAUGCAGCCAUGACGAAUGUUACGGUAGGUCAAACAUCCGGGUGUCUUCAUACUUACAACAGAUGGCUCACUUUAGUGACGAUUUAUAUUCGUUCAGUUUAAACCGGUAAAGUUUCUAACUAAUAGUGAUAAAGACCGCGGAAUACCCUUUCGUGAAGCAUCCACUAGCAACACUGCAUCGGUUUCCUCGUGCUGGAAUAAGCUGUUCAUUGCGUGCACUGCUGCCUCACUCCCGGAUUUGUGUCCGCGCAAACCUGAAGUGAGCCACUCGACUCUAGUAUGUCACGCACUUCCCAAUAAUUCUUCUGAUUACUUCCCCCACUCCUAUUGGUCGGACUUUACCGUUACCCUUAUCCAGCGGGAUAAGACUGACUUGCUAGAAUCGGCUCAAUAGUCGUCGGAUCAAUGUAUUCUGUGCACAACUGAUGGGUCAGAGUUGCAAGAGUGUCGCACAAAUUAGACUCAGAUUUCGUGAAUGACUUGUGAUCAAGGAUCCUUUGAAAUCCAUUAGCGUCUACAUUUGAGGGAUCUCCAUCACCUUUAGUUCUUAGUGCUGCUUCUCUAAUCAUUUCACCAGUGAUCUCAUUAUAAGCUGACUCGUGCACCUCCUCAUCUGGACCAAACUGCAGCUUUCCCAGCUUAGCUGGUUUCGCUUUUGGGUGCUUGUCAUGCAGUUGCGUCGUGACGUCAUCAGUCGGGGAUAAUUCACCUCCACAGCCAUCAUCAGUAAAGUAUCGUAGGAUGGAGUUUAUUUGCCUUUCCAUGAUGAGCUUCGCAGAUAUCUUUGCUUUGUGCAGAGGAUCUUUUUUUGGGAUCUAACUAGGCGUUUUUGGAUCGUUCGUCCUUCUCGUAACAGCUCAACAGUGCUAGCCUCUUUGCUUCGCAUUCUUGAUGAUCCUUUGCCUUAAAACUUUUGACUUGGUUUUUGCAUCCCUAGAGCCAAAAGAAAAAAAGCUGCUUUCAAAGCUGUAUGCUGACUCCCGACCCGUUGUUCCAGUCGUUUAUGUGCUUUGUAAGUUGAUCAAUAAAUUCUCUGCCGAUUUUCCCGUACGGAACUAAGAAGGUGUUUUUGCUUCGAGGUUAUCUCAAUAUACGCGUUGAUGAUUUCUGAGUUGACUGUUAUCACUUUUCCUUCCGAUUGACCGCAAACAAUCGAUUAAGGCGUGUCCACAGUUGAAAAUUCCGCCGGCAUGGAGCCUGGCACCUCAGCAAAUAUGAUCUCAUUAGCCGUUUCGUCACGCUCUUCGUCUAAUUAUUCCUCGGAGACUUGAAAUUCAAGCUAUCAUUCGGCGGGAAUUUAGCAUUUUGGCUUCCUUGCUCUUAAUCAUUUCGAUCAUUUUCAUCAUCAGAAAUUGUAAUUCUUGUUUGCGACUGAAAGUUCCCUGAGUCGUUUGUCACUCUGGACUCCUCUGGAGUAGUAUCCACAGAGCAUUUUUGCAAUCUUUCGAGUCUUGCGCUCUGAUCCCUCAGGUUUUCGGCUUUUAUACCAAGAUUUUCACAGCCCAUUUUGUCCCAUAGUCGUUUCAUCACUUCAAUGUACCCUUUCUUUCUACCAUCCUUUUCAUGACCCGUCUUUUACAAUCCAAUACAUCUCAAUUUAUUUGCUCAGUCCAUUUUACAGUUUUUACUGCUUUUCUAGACAUCGCUCUCUCUCCUCCUCCUCCUCCUCCUGUUAAUAACAACAGUUAUAAUAAAUAGACAGGGUAUUGUCUUAAACUGAUCACGCAGUGAGAUUAAAGGGCUAAACGACAUCUGAAAGUGGAGCAUUAUGUUCAGUCGGAAUCCUCUUUCACCCGAUACAGAUUAUUUGUAAAUGGAAAUUUUUGUACUUAGCCACUAACCAUGGCUAAAUGUCUUAUUGUAUAAAAAAUAAUAAUGCCUUAUUUCCGUCACAUUGUAAUCCGAGCGCUUGCCUGAUUCUGUUUUUAGCGCCAGUCGAUGGCAACUGGGGACGAUGGGCUGCAUGGAAUGCCUGUGACAAGUCCUGUGGUUACGGCAAACAGAAAAGAAAGAGAACAUGCAGUGACCCAGCGCCCAAAUUUGGCGGCAAAACAUGUCCAGGAGCGGAUACACAAUUCCGAAUGUGCAAUAUGAUGGCGUGCCUUGAUAGUAGGUGGAAUUUGUACUUUCCUUUGCUUUAAAUCAAGUGUUACUUAAAGAAAAGAAAAUCUUUGCAAGUUGACUGCGGUCCCGAAAGAGAACUGAAAGCUCCUCUCAAACCAACAACUGUAUUAGGAUAGCCUUUCACCACGUUUGAGGUCUAAGUAAGAAAAGGACUUAAGCCUUUGCUUCCCGCAACAAAAAGACCUCUGAUUUGAGUCCUGCAUUCUGCAUUCUAGUUAAUUGUUUAAAGCAUUCAGAACAAUUCUUUUAACUGGCCAAGAUUGAGUAAAAUAUUAUUGCAUUAAAAGCGCCAUUAAAGAACCAUUAAAAAGGGUGCUCUGUAAGUCACUAAAUUAUACAAAGAAAUAUUAACCUUAAAAUAAGGCCAUACGAAUUGAAAAUAAAGUGGUUUUUUGUAAUAUUUGGUCAAGGUAUGUCGAGGAUUGUAAGCUGUAGCAAAAAUUUGCGGGCAAUCCUGGACAUGUGCGAUUUAGUUUUAGGUACUUUUUCCUCUAUGUUAGUAAAUUUCAACGCUUAUGACUGAAGAUCGAAAGUAGGAAAGGCUAGUGAUACGCGGCUUAUCAUUAUGCUGCUGGUGGGCGGCGCCAAUACCACUUUCACUAUUAUCCUAUGAUUUUUGUACUUGAAUAGAUGAUUGUCACUAAAUAACAGCUUGAGAUAUUUCUUAAGGUUGAAUGAAUCUGGCUUUAGGUGAUUGAUGUUUCUUAGUCUAUCCAGUAUGGACGCGGUCUGUGUUAGUGCUUUGCCUUGUUGUAAGAUUUCAGUUUAAUUUUACGUUGGUAAAUUGACUUUUUUGAGAGAGCCGAAUUUUUGUGCGCUUUUGAGCACUUUUGAUGUCGACACUGACAAACCUUUUUCACUUCCUAUUUGUUCUAGACUCAGUAGAUUGCAAUUUCGAUCAAGAUUAUUGUCACUGGACAAAUGCAUGGAGCACCUCUCCGUCAUUCAAAUGGUACCGCCAUAGGGGUCCCACCCCUAGUAGAAAUACAGGACCAAACGGCGAUCACGGUGGCAAAAAUGGUGUGUUUUUAUUUACGUUAGUGUUUCUUUUACACAGUCCAAAAACACUUCUCAAUCUAUGCUCAUAAGUAUUCUUUUUAGCUUAAAACGAUAUUAUUUUUCCCUUCCAUGAGAGCUUCGUUAGGCAGCCCACAAUAGCAGAGAACAAACGUGAACCCAACAUUUUGCGACGCGUUUUGGCGCAAGCUCAAAUUUGUCAUGCUUAAAUUCAUUUACCCGAAACAUUCGAUAAUUGGACCUGAACUAAUGAGAACAAACAGGCCGCUAGGAAACCCAAACACAGGCAGUGCUUGAUGACAUUUUAAGAGUAGGAUAAUAGGGCUACAUGUAGAGCUUUACGGCUUCAUGGUGUUAACUUGUCCUGGUUUAAGCGGACUGAGAAAUUUUUCGUUAUUUUUUGCCUAGGGUAUUACCUAUACAUCGAGUCUUCGUACCCUGCGAGGUUUGGAUAUAAGUCUCAGUUGAUGAGCGAAUUAUUCGAGCCAACUGAAGAGAGGUGUCUCAGCUGGUGGUACAGCAUGCACGGAAGGACCGUGGGGACACUUAAUGUAUACCAUAUAAACAGCCGAUCGGGGAAUAAGACGAGAAUUUGGUCAAAAUCUGGAGAACAAGGAAAAGACUGGAAACAGACGCAUAUUUCAUUCAGUUCCGACUCUAAAUACAGAGUAAGUAAGGCAUUCUGAUUCUGGAAGCCCAAAAUAGAAAACUAACAGAAAGAUUAACGCCUAAUAAAAUAAGUGUUACUCAAAGGAGACUCUACUCUAUAAAAACCUUAGUACGAUGAACAAAUCAAUUUGCCGUACUGCCCAGAAGGCCGAACAGUUCACCACAGUUAUUUGGAUAUCCAAGUCAGUCAGAAACCUCAGUAUGACAGACAAACCCGUGAGGUGGAUGUCCAGUUAGGCUACUCUUAUGGUGGCAGGAGACACCCUAAACUGCCAUUCAUCACAGUAAAGGGGACAGUCUAGUUAGGUGGACAGUAAGACAGACACGAUGGUAACAUGGAUAACCCAGACGUCAGUUGGACACCUCGUUAUGGUGAACUAUCCACUAAGGUGGGCGGCCCAACUUGCCGUGAAUCUCAAUAGGACAGAUAGUUCAGUUAGGUUGACAGUAUAAGACAGAAACCGCAAUGAGUUAAACACCCCAGCCCCCUCAUGUGGUUAACAGCCUCACUGCUAAGACGAUACCCUCUCUUUAAACGAAAACCCCCAUAAGGGUAGCCACCCAUGGCCAGUCCAUAAGGACACUUAAAACACUGAGAUUUGCGUGCAUCAUCAUCAGUGUGACAGGUGUUGAGUUAGUAUUCAUCUCAGUUUCUCAUCAGACGACAAAAAUGUAACAUUUCUUGUUCCUUUUUUCUGUUUUCAGGUAUUGUUUGAGGGAUUACGUGGCCGAGGAUACACGGGUGAUAUUGCUCUUGAUGACAUUCAGUUCAGAGAGGGCUCCUGCCUAAACAAUGGAUUCAUCAAAUUCUAAUAGACGUAACUGAAUUGUCUUUAAAGAUAUAUUAUGUACAUAUUCCGCAUUACAUAAAUGCCUCCUAAACCCGCGCGAAUAAGAAUCAUAAAGCGAAUGUCAAUUGCUUAGAUGUCAGUAAAUCUUUUAUGCAGAACAGGCAGAAUAAUCAAGGUCCGAGGAAAAGAAUGGGGAAAUACCACUAAUGUGAAUAAUAUAUAUUAUGUACCUACCAACUUCAGCUUAAUGUUUUUUCUUUUUUCUUCGGUUUAUACAUUGUGUUCGUCUCGUUUCGUUUAGUUUUAUUUUAAUCAUUUAUUUUUCGUAGUACCGGAACAUUUCAAAUUAUGUGAAUUUAAGUUACUGCCAUUCAUAAAGCAGUUUCCACCACCUCGCAGUACAUGCCAUAAAAAAAAAAAGUUUUAACCUUUUCUUGUGUUCAGCACAUGAAGCAAACAUUUUUUCCCGUUAAGUUUCAAAGCAACAAACUAUAAGCAGUUUAUUACAUCGUUUUUAAAUCGGUCAUCACAGGUCUUUCAAUUUCUUUGCCUUCGAAUGCUUAGUAGUUGCAAAUAUUUGCUCUUUUGAAAUCGUUUUUUAUUGGAUAGAUGUAGUUAGAAAAUCAUAGAAUUAGAGAAAUAUCACUUAUUCUCUUUUUUCCAAACUUUGUUAGUUAAAUGUAAGUGGACAGUUUACCCUGGAUGUUGUAGCCAUUUGACGGAAAUUUAGAAAUAUGGCAAUUUGGUAGUUUUUCUGUAUACCCCACGAAAAACUAUUUCCUAUUUUAAUGCUAUUUUUGCCUGCUCUGUAUUUAUUCCAUCGUUUACCAAUGGAAAGACUACAUUUCUUCACUGAUAGUCACAUACUCUGUUUAAUUGUCUUUACCAGUCAGAGUCAUUUGUUUGUAGAUUACCCAUCAUAGAAUCGCUAGAGCGGUACAAUAUGUUUAUCGGUGCAAACUUUUUAAUCUAUUAAUUAUCUCAAUAACAAAAUGCUCGAAUCUGAUUGGAUCUUAACAGCCCGUAAUCGGAUACGUCCAAUCGGAAAUUUAAACAGCCAAUGAAAAUCAAGUCGCGUUUUACUGGACAAGGAAAAUUGACGGCAUAGCCCAUGAACAGCGAUAAGACUCAAUGAAAAGAUAAUGAGUGAAUAGGCUGUCAGGCUUCAGCUUGAAAAGAAAAAUCGAGGAAAUUAAUGGUCCAGUGAUAUUUAUUCUUCAAUCUUUGACACAUGUUAACCCCCUUAAUUUAGAAAGUAUUCGGACCUCGAUUUACCAAAAAUUGUAAGGAAUGAUUUUGCUUCGGAAGCUGUAAGUUUAUGUAAUAAGAACUUUGUACUUACAUCAGCUAAGGGUUCCAAUACUGAGAUUCUCUCAUUUUGUUAUUGACACAGUCAACAAGUAAUAGGACUUCGUGACGUACAAUUCAGGGGUUUUCGGGCUCGUCAUUUCAUAUCGGCCUCGAUCAGCCGAUUUGGAAUUAUUCGCCCGAUUACUCCCUGAAUUGUAUGUCACUCUGUCCUAUUACCAUCAGUCCUAUUACCAUCACGUAUCACUUACUAUCAUGUAGAAAAGAUCUCUUCCGUCACCUCAAACACUCAAGGAAACCAAGGAAAUCACCUGGCUGAAAGUGAAAGCUCGAAAUUUAUUUUCACUAAGGCUACGUAAAGCAGAAUAUGUUAGGGAUGACGGAAGUAGACAUGCCUCAGUAAUUAGUUGAUUAACCU
Molecule: messenger RNA, 10981 nt
Organism: Porites lobata
Lineage: Eukaryota; Metazoa; Cnidaria; Anthozoa; Scleractinia; Poritidae
Source: the annotation of a GenBank genome assembly